GCAUAUAAUCACCACAAAACACAAACACAAGCACAUAUGUUUACAGGAUAAAAUUUACACGUGCAUAUAUACACAAUGUGUUGGGUUUAUGUUUGUGGUGAAGAAGAGAGAGAAUUGGGUCGACAACAAGUGGGAGGGUCGUGUCCUCAUUGCAAAGCGAAGGUAGACAUGGUAGAUUUCGAGUGCAAAAGGAAGUUCUGCUUUCUUCCCGUUUGCCUUUUAGUCAAGAGGAGAUAUAUCUGCACUCACUGCUCCCGCCACUUGGUCUUGUACUCCUAGUCCAUAUAAAUGUUUGGUAUGUGGUACUGUAUUAAGCUCGACUCAACUGUAUAAAAAGAAUUAUUAUUUAUUA
Messenger RNA from Olea europaea var. sylvestris, 352 nucleotides. RefSeq lists its product as uncharacterized. Bases 76 to 279 code for a protein of 67 amino acids. The transcript has a single exon. The record is from RefSeq and is a predicted model, not a curated record. NCBI's taxonomy places the organism in Eukaryota, Viridiplantae, Streptophyta, Magnoliopsida, Lamiales, Oleaceae.